Messenger RNA from Thrips palmi, 1793 nucleotides. RefSeq lists its product as uncharacterized. Bases 122 to 1192 code for a protein of 356 amino acids. NCBI's taxonomy places the organism in Eukaryota, Metazoa, Arthropoda, Insecta, Thysanoptera, Thripidae. The record is from RefSeq and is a predicted model, not a curated record. The transcript is spliced from 7 exons.
CCCCACCUCCACCGCAGCAGAAAGUGCUUGAAGUUCAGUUCGCAACUGAAUGUGUUGAGCUACCCUAUUUGACCCCAAAUAUUGAUUUCGGAUCUAAUCCGGCUGAAGCAAGGGUUCCUGCAUGUCAAUAAUGCCAACUACAUUUGAGUCUGAGAUAGCUGCGGAAGAUGAUGUUCAAAUAACUGUUCGCAACUUCAUUGAUGUGCCUCCUGAGCCCUGUGACAAAGAAAUGGCAAAUGGUUUAGAUGAAGGUUGUGAGCUACAGCAGCUAGUUGGUGAUGAUGAUGAAGUUCGGAGUGGAGCCACACCACCAGUCAGUCCUUCUUUGUGUAAAGCGGCUCAAGCUGCCCCGUCAACACCAAACAGCACAAAGCAAGUAGUGAAGCGGCAAGAAUAUGAGCGCAUUCCUACUUGUGAUGAUGAUGCCAUGCAGGUGUCAACCCCAGCUGGCCACGAGACUGCAAAAAAUUGUACAGUCAUUGGACCCAACUUAAGUCAGGGUACAAGUCAAGGCUCUGUAACAUCACGAUCUCUGAGUCGAACAGCAACUGCUCCAACAAUAGCUAAUGCAGGACAAAACACACGGCUGCUGUAUGUUAAUGAAAAACUAUCCAGGGGUCCUUCUCUGAUGUCUGACCAUGGAGGUCCAAGAUUGACUAGAGAGAGAACGCCUAAGGUUGGCCAAAGUGCUCCACGUGCGGAGAUCAAAAGAGGAGCCACAAGUAUAGGCCUGACCAGUACGGGGUCUCACAGUCAGCUGAGCCAUCUACUUCAUUCACGAUCAAGAUUGGCUCCCCAAGAUACCCGAUCGGCUCUGCGCAACAGAUUGCGAGAUCCUGAUCGGUCAUGUCAACAUCACUGUUUUCUAACAGAUGUAACAGACGUGCAUCGAAUGGAAGAAGCUCUACUGCAUCUGCUCGAGGAUUUCCACUCAGGCAAACUACGUGCUUUUGGCAAAGACUGCAGCAUGGAGCAAAUGACGGGCAUUCGAGAGCAACAGGAACGUCUGGCCCGCCUCCAUUUUGAUUUAGGUGCUCAAGGAGAGCUGUUCUCACCAUUGAGUGAUGAGGGUCUCCGAGCCGGUCAAGAACACAUGCAGAGCUUAAUGGGAAGUUUAGAGCAGUUGAGUGUGUCUAUUGAGCGUCUUCAUUCCUUUAGUGAAAGUAGAGAAAGCACUCAGAAACCUGAAUAGAACAGAAAAUUAUAAUUGAAUUCUUUGCUGCCUGAACAAGCUUUGCAGGACUGAUGAAAGUAGUAUCUUGUAAUUUGUACUUUUUUACUUUCUUUAUCAGACUUUAUUUACAAAUUUACAUUGUAAGGUUUUCUUUUACUUUUUUUGUUCACAACCAUUGAUGACAUUGAUUUUCUAUAUGUUUACAAAUGAAUUAUAUAUUUUGAUCAUUUGGAAGGUCUAAUGAGUGAUGUAUUUGUUCGUACUCUGUGGCCGUGGCCUUGUGCACCUGCAGAGGUAUGUGAGUUGAGGUAGUUAGUUUCUAUUUCCUCUGAUAGCUCAUGAUUGUUUUGAUUUAAUAUUUAUGUUGUAUUAGCACUUUUACUGUAUAUUCAAAUCUGUGAUGAUUCUUAUAUUAAGUAUUCAUGGUGUUAAGUUGGGGUUCUUGAAUUUCUUUUUAAGAAAAUUUUUCAAUGCAUAUUUUUUCAUAAAUCUUAAUUAACCAAGGUAACUUCAAGGGUAUCAUAUUGUACUGUAAUGUGUUUAUUUUGUAUCACUGCCAAGCAAGAUGCAACUGUGAUGAGAGGUAGAAUAUACUUUUGUUAUCAUUGAAACAUUUGAA